Messenger RNA from Polistes canadensis, 1734 nucleotides. Its product is annotated as E3 ubiquitin-protein ligase mib1-like. Gene Ontology annotation, cellular component: cytoplasm. The transcript is spliced from 7 exons. The record is from RefSeq and is a predicted model, not a curated record. Bases 56 to 1462 code for a protein of 468 amino acids. Gene Ontology annotation, biological process: protein ubiquitination. NCBI's taxonomy places the organism in Eukaryota, Metazoa, Arthropoda, Insecta, Hymenoptera, Vespidae. Gene Ontology annotation, molecular function: protein binding; ubiquitin-protein transferase activity.
GGACUCCGAGGGUGACACACCUCUUCACGAUGCAAUAUCGAAGAAACGGGACGAUAUGUUGGCUCUUUUGUUGGAUCACGCUGCGGACAUCACACUUACCAACAAUAAUGGCUUCAAUGCGCUUCACCAUGCUGCUCUUCGUGGAAAUCCAAGUGCUAUGCGCGUUUUGCUGUCGAAAUUACCGAGGCCGUGGAUCGUCGACGAGAAAAAGGACGAUGGAUACACGGCUCUUCAUCUGGCAGCUCUGAACAAUCACGUCGAAGUCGCUGAACAAUUGGCGCGUGCUGGAAAAGCCGAUCUAGAUUUGCAAAAUGUGAAUUUGCAGACCGCUCUACAUCUCGCCGUUGAACGACAGCAUACACAAAUUGUCCGAUUAUUGGUACGAGAAGGUGCAAAUUUGAACGUGGCCGACAAAGACGGUGACACGCCACUUCACGAAGCUCUGAGGCAUCACACUUUGUCACAGCUGCGACAGCUGCAGGACGUCCGAGACGUUGGUCGUCUUUUAAUGGGUCUUGGUGCACAGGGUCAGGACAAGAAAAGUAGUUCCUUCAUCGCUUGCUUCCUCGCAGCUCAUGGUGCCGAUCUAGAAUUGAAAAACAAAAAGGGCCAAACACCCUUGGAUCUAUGUCCAGAUCCAAAUCUUUGUAAAACUUUGACAACGUGUCACAAAGACAAAGAAUCACAUGACAUCGAAACCGCAGCACCAUCGGGAACAAUUGACGAAUGUCUCGUUUGCACCGAUGGAAAACGUGAAAUGCUUUUCAGCCCUUGCGGACACGUUGCCUGUUGCAACGUUUGUGCUCCAAGAGUGAAGAAAUGUCUUAUCUGCAGAGAGAAUAUUCUUACAAAACUGAAGAUUGAGGAGUGCGUUGUUUGCUCGGAUCGCAAGGCCAGUGUCCUAUUCCGUCCAUGUGGUCACAUAUGUGCCUGUGGGAGUUGUGCUGCCUUAAUGAAGAAAUGUGUUCAAUGCAGAACACAAAUUCAGCACAUGGUACCGCUGUCAAUUUGCUGCGGCGGAGGAGGUGAUGUCACUUACAUUAAGGGGUGCAAUGCCUCAGGAACCAUAUCAGAAGUUAAAGCUGACGUAGAAGAAGAACCGGUGCCAAUACCGACAGCCAAUACCAACACCAAUACCAAUACCAAUACCAAUACCAAUACCAAUACCAAUACCAAUACCAAUACCAAUACUAAUACCAAUACUAAUACCAAUACCAACACCGGUGGUGGGGAAGCUCUUUUGAUGAACAAUGGAAGUCGAGACACGUCUCACAGCGAUAUUCAGAAACUUCAACAACAAUUGCAAGAUAUCAAGGAACAAACAAUGUGUCCAGUUUGUUUGGAUCGUUUAAAAAAUAUGAUCUUCCUCUGCGGUCAUGGAACCUGUCAAAUGUGUGGAGAUCGAAUGUCGGAGUGUCCAAUAUGCCGCAAAGCAGUAGACAAACGCAUUUUGCUCUAUUGAAUAGACUGACCGUUAGUUCUGAGUUAGGACUAUCGAAAUAUUAAUAAUAAUGAUAAUCUAAUAUUCUAAUAGUAAUUCCUAAUUGCAUAUUUAUAAUAUAACGCAAAAUGGAAUCGUAACGACCGCGAACUUUUUCCCAUUCCCUUAAUCAUCGCGAUGGUCCUAUUAUUAAUAUUGCAUGUUCAUUAUUUGAAAAAAAAGGUAUCUAUACGCGAUCGUAAAAUAAACAUUUCGUAAUUGUAUUUCGUAUAAGAAAUAUUUAGUAAAAAAAU